Molecule: messenger RNA, 3881 nt
Organism: Odontomachus brunneus
Lineage: Eukaryota; Metazoa; Arthropoda; Insecta; Hymenoptera; Formicidae
Product: exonuclease 1
Exons: 15
Coding region: 109-3780 (1223 amino acids)
Biological process (GO): xenobiotic metabolic process
Cellular component (GO): intracellular membrane-bounded organelle; cytoplasm
Molecular function (GO): 5'-3' DNA exonuclease activity; oxidoreductase activity, acting on paired donors, with incorporation or reduction of molecular oxygen, reduced flavin or flavoprotein as one donor, and incorporation of one atom of oxygen; DNA binding
Source: RefSeq, a predicted model, not a curated record
GAAUAGAUAAAUCAAGAUUAAGUUCUGGCGGCAACGUUAACGGGCAUUGACAGAACAGCAAUGUACUCGUUUCUCGAUUGAUCACGAUAGACUAGACAAGUUAGUAAAAUGGGUAUUACCGGCUUAUUGCCGUUUUUAGAGAAGGCUUCUAAAAGGACUAAUGUCAGCGAUUUUUCUGGUGGCGUCGUUGCGAUCGACACUUAUUGCUGGUUACACAAAGGCGUAUUUUCUUGCGCUGAGAAAGUGAUGAUGGGGCAAACAACGAAUGCAUAUGUUUUAUAUUGUGCGAAAUUUAUAAAUAUGCUCUUGAAAUAUCAUAUAAAACCAAUCUUAGUAUUUGAUGGUCGACAGCUGCCUGCUAAAGAAAAAACGGAAAUUAAAAGGCGAGAGUCUAGACAAAUGAAUCGCCGCAAAGCAUUCGAGUUGAUAAAAAUGGGUCAGGAUGCUGAAGGAAAGAAUUUGUUGAAACGAGCUAUAGAUAUUACUCAUGAAAUGGCAUUAGAAUUAAUUAAGUAUUGCCAAAGUGAGAAUAUUGAUUGUAUUGUAGCUCCUUAUGAAGCUGAUGCGCAAUUGGCAUAUUUAAAUAUUAGCGGCAUAGCUGAUCUUGUUAUUACAGAAGAUAGUGAUUUGACAUUGUUUGGAUGUAAAAAAAUAUUCUUCAAAAUGGACUUAAAUGGAAAUGGAGUUUUAAUUGAACAAGACCGAUUACACUUGGCAAUGGAUAUGCGACCUGAACAAUUCAACAUGGAUAAGUUUCGUUACACUUGUAUUUUGUCUGGUUGCGAUUAUCUUCCUUCCCUUCCUGGUAUUGGUUUGGGAAAGGCACGAAAAUUUAUCAUGAAAAAUACAGAUUCUAAUAUACAUAGGGCAUUAAUACGUGUGGGAUCGGUUCUCAACAUGAAAUCGCUAGAAAUGACCCAGGAAUAUAGGGACGCUUUUAUAUUAGCGGAUAUCACGUUUAAACAUCAAUUGGUAUUUUGUCCAUUACAAAGGAAACAGGUACGCUUGAAUUUGCCCUCAGCUGAUAUUACUGAAGAUCAAUUACGUUAUGCCGGCCAAGAAUUAGAUGCGGAUCUUGCUUUACAACUGGCUCUUGGUAAUUGCGAUCCGUGCACUUUAAAAAUGCUUCAUGAUUUUAAUCCAGAUAAAAUUGAAAGAAAAAGGAAGCGAACUACGGAAAUGGGACGAUUAACAAUGAAUCAUGUUAGUAUUUGGUCAAGCGAAUAUGAGUUGAAAAAUAAAUCGAAAGAGAAAAGUCAGACAUUAUUUUUUGGAAAUGCAAUGAAUUCGUUUAUUACUACUGCAAGAAAACAGACUUCGCAAAGGGUCUCUUUGAAGGAUGAGUUUGUUCCAUCGAAAUCGGAUAAUAGUUUAGCCACGUGGCGCGAUAAUGCUUCAGAGCAUCAGAAUGUAAACGAAAAUAUUUUAGAUAUCUAUAAUUGUCAAGAUGCAAAAUUAAUUGCCAGUCCUGAACAAAAGCCAGAACAAACUUUGUAUUUAGAAAACAAUACAUCACCAGAGCUAUCCAGACAACGAAAUCCGUUUGUUAAACGAAUAUCGGAACUCACGACUUCACCUAGUGUUCUAUCCAGCGGAAAUUAUCGCCAAAGAGGAAGAAAUUUAAUGCGCAUAAGGCGAACUAUUAUAAAUGAGAAUACUAUAGUAGAAAGCAGAUAUUUCUCGAAGAAGGAUAACGAAGAGCACGACGCAGUCAAGUUAGAGAAUAGCAUUGAAGACAUUAACUCAGAAAGUUUAAAAAGUAAUAUAAUUGCAGAUGUGAACACUGAUGUACACAAUAUAUAUAGAAGUCACGAAGAAGCAGGCUUUGCAGAAAAUGCUGUCGCAUCAAAAAAUCUCAGUGAGGCUUUCUCCACGGAUCAUAAUGAAUCUACAACUGAGUACGAAAAUGUAUACGAAAAGUCAUAUUCUGACGAUAGGAUAACCGAAAUAUCGUCAACAAUACAAUGUACAAAAAUUAAUGAUAGUUAUGACUUAGAUAAUUUAUUAGUAUCGUCGAGUUCAAAUGUAAAACCUGUUGAUGAUUUAAUUAAUCACGAGAACACAGGUAAUUUGCAAGAUUUGCGUAAAUGGUCUAGUACGAAAAGUUGUAAAGUCGUUUCGCAUAAAAAAAUAGAAAAUUCCAAAAGACAGAGCACAUCAAAUCUGACAUCACCUAAGAGUAACUCUGUGAUAAAACAAACACGGCAAAAUAAACGGUUGGCAUCAAAUCUUAGCCAACAAAGUUUACUAAGUAUGUACGGGUUUCAAAAAAGAUUUAAGAUACGGAUAACUUCCAAAGCUGCCACGAUGAUGACACUGAUCAUAGCUAUUUUGAUUCUGUUACUAAUUUUUAUUGCAUUGAACAAACGGAGAAGAGCAAAUUUUCCACCAGGUCCUUUUCCCUGGCCAUUUGUCGGCAAUCAAUCUUAUUUGAAAGAAUUAAGCCAAAAAUUCGGUGGGCAGCAUCGCGCUUUCUUAGAACUUAGUAAGCUUUAUAACAGCGGCAUCAUAUCCUUACGAUUAGGCAAUGAUGACGUCAUUGUUGUUACUGAUAAUGAACUUAUACUAAAAGUGCUUAACAACGAAGAGUACGAUGGGCGUCCCUGGAAUGAAUUUACGAAGAUCCGGAACAUGGGCAUGAAAAAAGGAAUUACAAUGAAUGACGGCUUAGAGUGGAAGGAAUUGCGUCAUUGGACGGUGCGGAAUUUGAGGAACGUCGGCUUCGCUAAACGGAAAAUGGAAGAACUACUUUUGGACGAAUUGGUUAUUGUUAUAGAUAAGCUGAAGCAACAUAAUGUGCUUAGAAUAAAACUCGCGGUUGAAACGGCUGUAAUAAAUGUCCUAUGGAAGCUACUUACGGGACAACAAAUCUUCAUCAAUGCAAACCCGCAAGAUUUCAUCACAUUAUUAGAACGCCGUGCGAAAGCCUUUCAGUUGGGCGGUGGAGUCUUCUCCUCUUUUCCAUGGCUCCGUCACAUCAUGCCCAAAGCUAUGGGAUACAAUAUCAUCUAUUCUUUAAACAAAGAGUUGAAAAGUUUGUUAAUGACCACCAUCGAAGCGCACAAACAGCGGUACACCAAGGGAGCUGAAGAGGAUUUUAUCGACUUAUUUCUUCGCGAGAUGGUAACGAAGGAGACAAAGACGGAAGUUCCUAUAUUUACAGACGAUAAUCUGCUUGUUACGCUGAUCGACUUUUUCAUUGCUGGUACUAACAAUACAACGUCAACGUUGGAUUUCCUCUUUUUCCAUAUGGUCAAGCACCAAGACGUGCAAGAGAAAUUGCACAAAGAGAUCGACAACGUGAUAGGUUCAGAACGACUUCCACGUUUGGAGGAUAGAAUUAAUAUGCCCUUCACGGAAGCUGUACUGACUGAAUGCCAACGGAUGUGGGUCGUUACGCCUAUAAUUGGACCGAGACGUGUCCUCGCUGAUACAACUCUCGGAGGUUACACGAUACGAAAGAAUACAAUCGUUCUAAUGGAUAUAUUUGCUAAUAACAUGGAUUCAAAAUUAUAUUCUGACCCGACUUCGUUCAAACCAGAAAGGUUUAUUAAGAAUAAUGCUUAUCAGUCGGACGAUAACGUCAUAACAUUCGGCAAAGGGAAAAGAAGAUGUCCCGGAGAAGCAUUAGCAAAAUCGGCCAUCUUUCUACUUUUUGUUGGUGUGAUGCAAAAGUAUCGACUACUUCCACCACCAGAUAAAGAAUCUCUAGAACUAGAGAUAAUUUUCGGGUUGACAAUCAUGCCAAAGCCGUAUAAAGUCUUACUUGUACCGCGAUAAUAUUGUAAAGAUAUGAUAUAUUAAAUAUGAUAUAUCUGUUUUCUUUCUUAUUUAAUUUAUAAGUUUGAUCAUGAAAUAAAAUUUUUCAUCUUUUAGAUAUA